This is a messenger RNA of Anas platyrhynchos (mallard), 2519 nucleotides long. The record is from RefSeq and is a predicted model, not a curated record. Lineage: Eukaryota; Metazoa; Chordata; Aves; Anseriformes; Anatidae.
GCCGCGGGGGAACCCCCGCCCCGGAGGGCCGGGCCGGGCCGUGCCGGGGCUCCCCGCCCGCCCCGCCGUGUCCUCAGCGGGAGGUCAGAGGGGGCCGGGCGCCGCCAUGCCCUGCCCCGCCCGCCCCGCCUCUCGCUCCGUCCCCUCCCCGCCGGGCAUGGGGCGGCCGCGGCUCUUCGGGCGCCUGAGGGCGGCGGUUCUCGGCGUGGUGCAUGUGGCAGCGCUGCCAGGGACACCAAGAAGUUCUCUUCCUUUGACACAAAUCAUUGAUCAAGCUUGUCAAGAAGCAGAAAUUUACAAGGACGCUGGAGUUGAUGGCUUGAUAGUAGAAAACAUGCACGAUCGUCCUUACACGGUGUGUCCUGGGCCCGAAGUGACGGCAGUGAUGACGGCCAUCAGUGCCGCCGUGAGGCGAUCCUGCCCGCACCUUGCGCUGGGAGUCCAGGUACUGAGCGCUGCGAAUCAACAGGCAAUAGCAGUUGCUCUCGCUGCAGGUCUUGAUUUUAUCCGAGCUGAAGGGUUUGUGUUUUCUCAUGUUGCUGAUGAAGGGAUCAUAAAUGCCUGUGCAGGUAACCUGCUACGAUACAGAAAACAAGUUGGAGCAGAGAAUAUUCAGAUUUUUGCUGAUAUUAAAAAGAAGCACAGUGCUCAUGCUCUGACGGCAGAUGUCGGUGUGGCUGAGACCGCGGCAGCUGCCGAGCUCUUCCUGGCUGAUGGGCUCGUAUUGACUGGCAAGGCUACUGGGCUGCCCACAGAUCCUGGGGAGCUGAAAGAGGUUCAACAUGCUGUGAAGAUUCCUGUGCUGAUUGGGUCUGGAGUGACUAUGGAGAAUGUCAAGAAUUACGUGGAUGCAAAUGCUCUAAUAAUUGUUCUUGUUUCCUGCACCUAUCCUAGCAAAAUUCUCACUGACAGAAAACCAAGGAAUGUAAAGGACUUGCAAGCUGAAAGGAGAAGGAAACUAAAAUUUUUGGCUGUAGCAAAAUCUUGACGUCCAUGACAAAUUGCUACAGAGCAUGAUUCUCUCAAGAGAAGUGAAUGGGGAUGUUUAUUCCUCUUGACUGUAGUUUCAGGUUGUUUGCUGCCUCUUCAGUUAAGACUUCAUGCGUUUGCACCUGGACUAUGUUUCCAAGAUCAUCUCUGCUGGUAUGUGUGCUUAGGGAGACAUGUUUUGCUAAAUGAAAGCUGAAGUUUUCCAGGAUAAUUAUGGCAAUAAGAAGUGAUAUCUGUAGUGAAAUCUGGGCUUGGAAUUCAUGGCCCUUUGGUUUAGGAGCAUAUUUAGAGAUGGUAUAUAUGUCUUCACAAAUAAACCACUAAAGAUUUGCAUUACAAAAGCUUCACUUUCAGCACCUUUGCCCUAACAUCCAGGCACUGUUUACUAUGCUGAAGCAAUUUCUGCUCUAUAAACUAGAGACGGGGAGAAUUGGUUUUAGCUUGUGUGAUGUUAUAAGCGUGACAUCCCAGAGCUGGCAUUGCUAUGUGUCGUAAAGACAAAGAAGUGGUACUUAGAUGUUGAGUUUAGAAACAGAACUGCCUCUCUUGGUUUUGUUUGUUUGUUUUGCUUUUGUUUGUUUUCUUAUGCAUUUGCAAUGCUAAUCUGUGAAGCCUAAAUGAUAAAAUGUUCAGAAAGGGUGAAGAACUGGGCUUAGAUAUUCUUUUUGUGGCCUAAUAAAUAUGCCAUGCUGUAUAGUAGAAUUGAACCUCCCUCCCACUCCAUUUUAUGGUCCCUGCUGCAGAAAUACUGUCAGAAUUUUAAAUCCUUCUGAGAGAUACUGAACUGGGUUUCCUCCGUAGAGAUGUCAGGGAAAGUUACCCAAUUAAUUCCUUGUUUUUAUAACAACCAGUGCUUGUACUGGGGUUUGUUUGUGUUGAGGUAUCAUGGAACUUUACUCCAUUUGUUUCUACUCUUAAUCAUCAUUAUGACAACUAAUGACAACUGUUAUGUGAUCCUUUGAACACUUGUUCACAUUCAGAGAACUGUUGUAUACCUGCAGUGAAAAGAGACAAUGGAGGCAGCAGGUAAAAUGAAAGUAAGGCUAAAAGGUUUUUGGAGAAAUGCUGAGGCAAAUACGUGCUUCCCCCCCCCUUCCCCCCCCCCCCCAUUUUUUUUUUUUUAAACCCUCAUUAUUUAAAAAUGCAUAGAUAACUGGGGGGGGGGGGUGAGAGUGACACUUCUGCAAUACAAACAGGGAAGUCCCUCAUAUGAGGCAAAAGGUUUGUAAUUCACAACAUACUUUGUCUCUUUCCAUAUAGUUUGAAGCUUCAGAAGCAGUAAGGUAGUAAAGGUAAGGAGGGCCUGGAGUGUUGCUUGUUAAACACUUGAGAGUGUGCAAAGGUGUAAGGUUAAUUUUCAUGAUUAAAAAUUUAUCGAUUUUAUUAAGAGAUGGGUUUCUUUCAAGAUGUCACAAAGUGAUUUCACUGAUUUGGGCUGAAACUGCUACUCACUUUCUGCAUUUUAACUUCCUUCUUUCCUGUCACUGUCAAGUUUUCACUGUUUCACAAAGUAAAUUGAGUGUCAGACA